AUGGUCGUAACUGAUAAUUUCUCUUACCAAAGAUUUCUCUCUCUCUCUCUCUCUCUCUCUCUCUCUCUCUCUCUCUCUCUCUCUCUCUCUCUCUGUGCCUCUCUCUCUCUCUGUGUCUCUCUCUCUCUCUCUCUCUCUCUCUGUCUCUCUCUCUGUGCCUCUCUCUCUCUCUCUCUCUCUCUCUCUGUCUCUCUCUCUCUCUCUCUCUCUCUCUCUGUGUGCCUCUCUCUCUCUGUGUGCCUCUCUCUCUCUGUCUCUCUCUCUCUGUCUCUCUGUCUCUCUCUGUCUCUCUCUCUGUCUCUCUCUCUCUCUCUCUCUCUCUCUCUCUCUCUCUCUCUCUCUCUCUCUCUCUCUCUCUCUCUCUCUCUCUCUCUCUCUCUCUCUGUCAUCAGUGUGGUGUCUUUGACGCACAAUAAUAUCAAAUCAAUUGAACUCGACAAUUGGGAAUUCUGCAGUAAACUCUGGGAACUGGAUUUGAGUUACAAUCAACUGACAACAAUCUCGGCUCACUCCUUUGCUCGUUUGAAUUCUCUUCAAUGCCUUUAUUUGGAUCACAACCACAUUGCCCACAUUGAUUCAAAAGCCUUCAAAGAUCUUUCAUCCCUGGAAACUCUAUUCUAUCAUUUGUGCUCUCUCUCCACUCUCCUCCUCCCCUCUCCAUUCCCUCUUCUCCUCUCCCUCCCCUCUUCUCCUCUCCCUCCCUUCUCUUCUCCCUCUCCCCUUCUUCUCUCUCCCCCUUCUCUCUCUUCCCCCCUUCUCUCUCUUCCCCCCUUCUCUCUCUUCCCCCUUCUCUCUUCCCCCCUUCUCUCUUCCCCCCCUCCUCUCUCUUCCCCCUCCUCUCUCUUCCCCCCUCCUCUCCCCUCCUCUCCUCCUCUCCCUCCUCCUCCUCUCCUCCUCUCCUCUUCUCCUCUUCUCCUCUUCUCCUCUCCUCUUCUCCUCCUCUCCCUCCUCCUCUCCUCUUCUCCUCUCCUCCCCUCUUCUCUCCCAUCUCUCUCCAAUAUUUAUUAUUACUCUUCCUCUUUCUUUGUUCUAUUGUAUCUUCUUUACCAUCUUACCCACCUCAUUUCAAUCAAUAAUACCCUCUCUCAAAAAAGAAAUUGUGUCAGUAGGUCUAGAACAAAUGCUAGAUUAGCAAUACUCUGUCCUUCUCUUCCUCCCUAUCUCUCCCCAGCUGACUUUCCAAAGCCUGUGAUCACCAGCCAGCCUAUGUCUCAGAAAGCACUUAAGGGGGAGAAUUUAACUCUCAAUUGCAGUGCUGUCAGCAGCGGAUUCUUUGAUACCAAAUUCCAGUGGAAAAAAGAUAGCAUGAUUCUUACUGAUCCAAAGAUGGACAACUUCACUUCAGUGGAAGGAAAACUGAUUCGCCUGACAAGCCUACUUCAUUUGGAGAAUGUCCAAGACGAGACAGCUGGAAAAUACCAAUGCAUUAUCUCCAACCAUUUUGGUUCUGCUUACUCCCAGAAGGCUAACAUCACUGUCCGUGAAACCCCAUCAUUUACAAGGGCCAUGAUAUCUGAGAAAUUGGUUCGACUGGGAGAGACUACAGUUCUUGAGUGCAUGGCAUCUGGCAGCCCCAAACCCAAGCUAACUUGGCUCAAGGAUAACCUCAUAUUAAAGCCAUCCCGAAGACACUACUUCACUGCAAGUGACCAACUGCUGGUCAUUGUGGAUACUGUCGCCUCUGAUGCUGGCAUUUAUACUUGUGAACUGACCAACACUUUGGGCAUGGAGCGAGGUACUACAAAAUUGCUCAUAUCAAUUUUGCUUCUCUCUCUCUUUUUCUCGUCCACCUCUCUCUUUUUCUCGUCCACCUCUCUCUUUUUCUCGUCCACCUCUCUCUUUCUCUCGUCCACCUCUCUCUUUCUCUCGUCCACCUCUCUCCACCUUGUUUUUCUUAAUAUUGGGGAGGGGGUAGACUCCCUCCACCACCUUCCCUUUCUCUGUUCUAAUUUUUUACCGAUAGAUUGCAAGUGUCAGGUGGGUGGAGAUGGUAAGGUGUGA
Molecule: messenger RNA, 2001 nt
Organism: Acanthosepion pharaonis
Lineage: Eukaryota; Metazoa; Mollusca; Cephalopoda; Sepiida; Sepiidae
Source: the annotation of a GenBank genome assembly